GUUUCUGAUAACAUUGCGUGUGUGUUAAAACCGCAGACUUCGUCAAGUAUGCGGCACCCAGUUUAUUGAGAAAUAUAAGUUAAUUCAAGAAGUUUAUAAAACUCUAAUCGAUUGUAAAUGUUGCUUACCUAUGCGUGUUUCUCAUUUGUCACUAAAUAUACGCAAUUUUGCGAAGAGAAGUUAUAAAAUAUGUAAAAUUCCAGGUGGAAAUAUGCUUGUUCGUAUAUAAUUUUUAUAUACUAAGAGCUUUAAAAUUGAACUUCCGUCCUUUAUAUGACGUCACGCACUCAAAGUAAAAUUCGCAUCAAAACAAGCAAAUAUGCCAUGUUUGAACACAAAGUUCGAUGCGUUCCCAUCGAUUAAAUUCAGUGGGCGAUAGCUCAAAAUGAUCAGUAAAAUACAGAGAAAACGUUUGUAUCGAAAAACGAAAUAUGAAAAUUUCACUUCAGUAGCACUUUAACAAAAGAUUGCUUAACUACGUCACUGCGUACGACAACUUGUUUACAUAUGUUUAUCGAACCCAGAUUCCUCACGGUCAAACACGAAGCGACCCAAACGACGAAGUAAAUCUGAAACAGCGAAACUUUCUACUCUCUGCGUAUCAACUGACUUUAUCUUGCGAAGAUCAUUAACUAUGAACCAACAACAAAUUUUCAUAAAUGUUCCCAAACAUAAUCCACAACAAUUGGAAAUUGUAACCGUGCCAGUUGAGGUUCAGCUGAGAAAUCAACUACCAAUGGGUAAUGUAUCAUUUGUGUUGGUGCAAAGUACCGAAGUUGACGAAAUUGCUCUUCGUCUUCGUUAUGUUGAAGGUAAUAUUCUUGUACGAGUUGUUCUACCAAUGAGUAUCGUAACAUCCAUGCUGCAAACGACCAAAGUGAUUUCUGGUCAACAAACUAGCCAAGAUGCUGUGGCAUCAUGUCAUUCAAACCAAGGGAAUGAAGAAGACACUGAACCAAUGGAUAUCGAUUGAUAUCCAUUGACUUCCUCAGCGGGCAGCUUUUUACGAUACCUGCCUGUGGGCAAAAGUCAUAUUUAUGCAAUGUAUUUGUGAAGAUUAUUUAUUGGUGUAUCAUCUAUAUUGUCUUAAAAGAGUUUUUGCUAUUAACAUGCCAUUUUUUGGGCAUAGCUAAUGCCAAUAAGGCUAUUAGUCUAAUUACUUAUAAUCCCCAUAUUUAGAAAUGUUCUUUUGGAUGACAAUUUACAUUUUUACAAUCUAUAUUUGUUUAACUCAAUUAUAGCACUGGCCUUUCUUUUGAUAACACUUAGCCCAACCAGUGGUUUUCUCUUGCACAACAAUAAAUUUCAACACCCUGGAAACACUUAUCAAUGUUUGGUAAAUUUCCCUAUGUACACCAUAUAUAGAUCAAAUAGAGGCAGUAUUCUGACUAAUAAUUAUAUUUCUUAUUUGUAAUGAAUACUAUAAAUAGUGCUCUGUAAAACAAUAAAACCAGUUAUUCCAUUAA
Molecule: messenger RNA, 1466 nt
Organism: Xenia sp. Carnegie-2017
Lineage: Eukaryota; Metazoa; Cnidaria; Anthozoa; Malacalcyonacea; Xeniidae
Exons: 5
Coding region: 635-973 (112 amino acids)
Source: RefSeq, a predicted model, not a curated record